This is a messenger RNA of Camelus dromedarius (Arabian camel), 6378 nucleotides long. RefSeq names its product ankyrin repeat and sterile alpha motif domain containing 1A (gene ANKS1A). The transcript has 26 exons. The record is from RefSeq and is a predicted model, not a curated record. Gene Ontology annotation, molecular function: ephrin receptor binding. Bases 121 to 3699 code for a protein of 1192 amino acids. NCBI's taxonomy places the organism in Eukaryota, Metazoa, Chordata, Mammalia, Artiodactyla, Camelidae. Gene Ontology annotation, biological process: ephrin receptor signaling pathway. Gene Ontology annotation, cellular component: cytosol.
AGGGGGGUGGUGUCCCCGGCCGGUUUGGGGGGUGCGUUGCCCGGAGACGGAAAGUUUGGGAGCCGGUACAGGCUCCGCAGCGGCCCCGGUAGUGGGGUCUGGGGGGCGGCGGCCCUGGGGAUGGGGAAGGAGCAGGAGCUGCUGGAGGCGGCCCGCACGGGGCACCUCCCGGCCGUGGAGAAGCUGCUGUCCGGGAAGCGGCUCUCCUCAGGCUUCGGGGGCGGCGGCGGCGGCGGUGGCGGCGGCGGCGGCGGCUCCGGGGGCAGCAGCAGUGGCGGCGGCGGUCUCGGCUCCUCGAGCCAUCCCCUCUCCAGUCUGCUCAGCAUCUGGAGAGGGCCAAAUGUGAACUGUGUUGACAGUACUGGGUAUACACCUCUGCACCAUGCUGCUUUGAAUGGCCAUAAGGAUGUGGUCGAGGUUCUUCUGAGGAACGACGCGCUGACCAACGUGGCUGAUUCUAAAGGCUGUUACCCUCUGCACUUGGCAGCCUGGAAAGGAGAUGCCCAGAUAGUGCGGUUGCUUAUCCAUCAAGGGCCCUCACACACCAAAGUCAAUGAACAGAAUGCUCUUGAGAUCAAAGAACUCAAAAAGUACGGCCCCUUUGACCCUUAUAUCAAUGCCAAGAACAAUGACAACGAGACGGCCCUGCAUUGUGCAGCACAGUACGGCCACACGGAGGUGGUAAAGGUCCUCUUAGAGGAGCUCACUGACCCCACCAUGCGCAACAACAAAUUCGAGACACCCCUGGACCUGGCCGCGCUCUACGGGCGACUGGAGGUGGUGAAGAUGCUCCUCAACGCGCACCCCAACCUCUUGAGCUGCAACACUAAGAAGCACACCCCUCUGCACUUGGCAGCGAGGAACGGCCACAGAGCUGUGGUCCAGGUCCUCCUGGAUGCCGGCAUGGAUAGCAACUACCAGACGGAGAAGGGCAGUGCUUUGCAUGAGGCUGCUUUGUUUGGCAAGACCGAUGUGGUGCAAAUCCUGCUGGCUGCAGGGAUUGACGUCAACAUAAAAGAUAACCGUGGACUGACUGCCCUAGACACUGUCCGGGAACUGCCUUCUCAGAAGAGCCAACAGAUAGCAGCACUUAUUGAAGAUCACAUGACUGGGAAAAGAAGUGCAAAAGAGGUAGAUAAAACCCCCACACUCCAGCCAUCUCUCAUCUCCAGUAUGGACUCCAUAUCACAGAAGUCUCAGGGUGACGUGGAGAAGGCAGUGACUGAAUUGGUCAUCGAUUUUGACACAAACACGGAGGAGGAGGGGCCCUACGAGGCACUGUACAACGCUGUCUCCUGCCAUUCGUUGGACAGCACAGCCAGCGGGCGCUCAUCUGACCGAGACUCCGUGAACAGGGAGGCCGAGGUGGCUGGAGUGAAGGCCGCUGGAGUGAGGCCUAAGGAACGUCCACCGCCUCCAGCAAAACCACCACCCGAUGAAGAGGAGGAAGACCACAUAGAUAAGAAGUAUUUUCCUUCUGCAGCUUCUGAGGUCUUGGCCAUGAGACCCUGGAUUCAGGGGAGUGCAGCCAGGGAGGAAGACGAGCAUCCUUAUGAGCUGUUGCUAACAGCAGAAACCAAGAAGCUGGUGUCCGUGGACGGGAAAACAAAAGACCACAGGCGGAGCAGCGGCAGCCGGAGCCAGGACUCUGCGGAGGGGCAGGACGGGCAGGUCCCGGAGCAGUUCUCAGGUCUCCUCCACGGCUCCUCCCCGGUGUGUGAGGUGGGGCAGGACCCUUUCCAGCUGCUCUCAGCCCCUGGCCAGAGCCAUCCAGAAGGAUCCCCUGCUCAGGGCGCCUGCCCCGAGGCCAGCAUGCAGCUGGAGGAGACGGGUGUGCACGCCUCUGGAGCCUCCCCGCCCAGUGCACUGGAACAGAGUAAGAGAGUGGGCUACCCAGCGGGCCUGCCCACCACCCACAGCCAAACGCACCCCGAAACUUUGACGCACACGGCAUCUCCACACCCUGGUGGUGCCGAGGAAGAAGGAGACCGGAGCGGGGCCAGAAGCCGAGCCCCUCCCACCAGCAAACCCAAAGCUGAGCUCAAACUCAGCCGAAGCUUGUCCAAGUCUGACUCUGAUCUCCUGACCUGCUCCCCUACGGAGCAGGACGCUACAAUGGGGAGCCGCAGUGAGUCCUUGUCCAACUGCAGCAUUGGGAAGAAGAGGCUGGAGAAGUCACCUUCCUUUGCCUCGGAGUGGGAUGAGAUUGAGAAGAUCAUGAGCUCCAUCGGAGAAGGGAUUGACUUUUCUCAGGAACAGCAGAAGAUCUCAGGUUCGCGGACGCUGGAGCAGAGCGUCGGGGAGUGGCUGGAGGCGGUGGGGCUGCAGCAGUAUGAGAGCAAGCUGCUUCUGAAUGGCUUUGACGAUGUCCGCUUCCUGGGGUCUAACGUGAUGGAAGAGCAAGACCUGCGGGAAAUUGGCAUCAGUGACCCACAGCACAGGCGGAAGUUGCUCCAGGCCGCGCGGUCCCUGCCCAAGGUGAAGGCUCUGGGCUAUGAGGGGAACAGCCCCCUAUCUGUGCCCUCCUGGCUGGACUCCCUAGGGCUGCAGGACUACGUCCAUUCCUUCCUUUCAAGUGGCUACAGCUCCAUUGACACUGUGAAGAACCUCUGGGAGCUGGAGCUUGUCAAUGUGCUAAAGGUUCACCUGCUCGGCCACCGCAAGCGCAUCAUCGCCUCCCUCGCAGACAGACCCUACGAGGAGCCGCCCCAGAAGCCCCCACGAUUUUCCCAGCUAAGAUGCCAAGACCUGCUCUCACAGACGUCAUCCCCCCUGAGCCAGAAUGACUCCUGCACCGGGCGAUCUGCUGACCUGCUGCUGCCUCCUGGGGACGUAGGCAGGAGGCGGCAUGACAGUCUCCAUGAGCCUGCAGUACCCUCUCGACCAGAGCACUUCAGAAUCCAGGAGGAGCACCGAGAGGCCAAGCUGACCCUUCGGCCCCCCAGCCUGGCCGCCCCCUAUGCCCCUGUGCAGAGUUGGCAACACCAGCCAGAGAAACUCAUCUUCGAGUCCUGUGGUUAUGAAGCCAAUUACCUGGGCUCCAUGUUGAUCAAAGACCUGCGAGGGACAGAAUCCACACAAGACGCCUGUGCCAAGAUGCGGAAAUCCACCGAGCACAUGAAGAAGAUCCCCACCAUCAUCCUGUCCAUCACCUACAAAGGUGUCAAGUUCAUUGAUGCUUCCAACAAGAAUGUCAUUGCGGAGCAUGAGAUCCGGAACAUUUCCUGUGCAGCCCAGGACCCGGAGGACCUCUGUACCUUUGCCUACAUCACCAAGGACCUGCAGACUAGCCAUCACUAUUGCCAUGUUUUCAGCACAGUGGAUGUGAACCUGACCUAUGAGAUCAUCCUGACGCUGGGACAGGCGUUUGAGGUGGCCUAUCAGCUGGCCCUGCAGGCCCAGAAGUCAAGGCCAGUGGGGGCCUCUGCUGCUGAGAUGAUCGAAACAAAAUCUUCUAAACCGGUGCCUAAGCCUCGGGUCGGUGUGAGGAAGUCAGCGGUGCCGCUGCCCCCCGAUAGUCGCUGUUGUUACUGUCACACCUGCACCACCCACCGUCCUUCCUACCUACCGCUGCCGUCUGUUAGUCCUGGAGUCAAGCUGGAACCACCUGAUAUGGAGCCAGAUGCCCAGUCCCACGCCAGUGUCUCCUGGGUUGUGGACCCCAAGCCAGACUCUAAGCGGAGCCUCAGCACCAACUGAGCCACUGAGGAACCAACUGUGCUGCAGAAACAGACGCAGGGAGCACAGGCUCCCGCCACCGCUGCCACCGCCACCAUCUCACCUGCGGCUGUGAAGACCCAGGUCCCACGUCUGCCUGUAGGACCUUCUCCUGGCUGUGUGGUCUGGGCCUGCCACUGCCAGGUCUCGCAGAGUGAGCCCUGCCCUGGUUGUGGAGGAGCAUCCCAGGCCUCUGCAGAUGAGACUGGAACUCCAGAGGGUCAAGAAGUGACUUGUCCAGAAAACAUUUUUUAAUGGUAAAAAAAAAAAUUUUUUUUAUAAAGUGAACUUUCAACACUUGGCUCAAACCUCUAGGUUCAACUGCCAAUCUUUGGACAAAUGGCCAUAGGGUCAGAACAGGGGACCUGAGAUGGGCUAGAAGUCCAGCCGGUCCAGCCCUCUGUCCUCAGGACGGGGUCUUGGAGAGGUCAAGGAGGUCUGUAGAGGAAGCGGGGGGUUGGCCUGAAAGCAGCAGGUACACGGGGAACGACUGAGUUGGUCUGUUAGAAUCUGCUUUUCAAACCCAACCCAGUCAGCUGCUGUUCCUUCUGAACGGCACAACUUCUUGUCCCGUCUAGAGCUGGACACAGCCUCAGAGGCACCUGGCAAAAGCAAAGGCUCGUGCUCCGUUUCUGGGGUUCCAGACGUGAAGGUCCAGGGGCCAAAUGGAGAUGCCUGGGCCACUUCUCGGUCACAGUCUUGGACCUGGCGGUGGUCAGAGCACUCCCCUGGGCUGCCUGCCCACAGGCUUGCUGGUGACCUCAGAUUGGCUGAGUCCGGAGGAAAAGCAGCUUUGUUUGGGGCAUUAAUGGGUAGGUCAGCUGAGACUGCUGCCUGCCGAUCGGUGAUCUGUCUAAUCAGGUUGUGUGAUUAGGACUCACUUUGGUUCUCUGAAUUAAUUGCUUUGACUGUUUCCUUUCGGCCGCUGGGCUCAUCCCUGACUCCAGGUGUAGACAAGGCUAAAUUAGGUGACACUUUGAUUCUUGCCCCAUGUGGCCUUGAGGGCAAGCUGACAUCCUAGGGCACCACUGCCGCUUGAGCGCUCCUGCUUUGCUUUGCUUUUUGUUUUUGUCCUUGGUUGUGCUGCUGCUCCUGGCGGUGGCAGAAUCAGAGGGGCUCGUUCCUGUGAGGCUGAGUGGCAGAGCCAGCUCUGCUGCUCAUCCAGCACCUUCCAGAGUGGGGAGCAGAGGGGCGCCUUUCCUCCCACGGGUACCUCAGCAGGCCUGCUUUGCUGUUACUGUCCAGUCUGGUCCCCAGUCAGUGGUCAGGGCUCCAGCAGCACAUCUCUUUCCCAGCGAAGGUGGUGAGCAUGCAGGGCACCUUCUGCGGCAUAUCUGCCACCCGUGUUUGGCCAGAAAUGGAAAGCCAGGCCGUGUCUUCCUGCUGACCUGAGGCUGGCCCCUGGGUUCCUGCUCUGCCAAGGCAUCCACACUGCAGGCCCUGGGAGUCACGCCCACUCGGGGAGAGGCAAGCGAUCCUCCCCUGCUCGGUACUAAACAAGGACCUCAACACCCAGAAGGCUGACUUCUUCCUCAUGCUUCCAGGGCCUGGGAGGGGUCCCAUCGGUUCCCCUGGUGCAGUAUUCAGUCCCUGCUUCCCUCCCAGGAUUGGCGAGGGACCCCGCACUGACUGAGCGACCAGCUGCUGCUGCACCAUGUGCGGUGCCCCCUUCCUCCCCAGGAAGCCAGGUCUCCUGGAAGUAGCCUCUCUUGGAGGGUGGUCUGUCCCAAAAGAAAACAGUGUAAACACUACAAUGAGUUCCUCAAGCUGUCCUUUUGUUUUUAAGUCAUAAGUAGGUGUCUCCUCCCCUUGAAGCUGCUAUAUCUUCUAUUUAUUCAGGGUGUUUCAUAUUGGGAAGACUCGGCUAAUCUGCUCUGGCUCUGGGUUUUGAGAUUGGUUUAUUUCUGAAUAAAAAAGGAAGGGACUAGAUCCUUCUUUUUUACUCCUCUUCCUUCUCCAGGACAGGUACUCUCCCUUCCCUAGAAAGAAAUAUUUUAACAUUAAGGACAGGCUUCAAGCGGAGAAGCCCUGAGGCAGGUUCCGCAGGCAGUGUGGCAGCCUGGUCCUGAACUGUGCAGGUCCCUUCGGGCGGGACUGGAAGUGGGUUGGUACCUGCUCCAGCACAGACUCUGCUCCGCGCUUCUGCUUGCAGCUACUCUGAGCAGAGCUUCCCACCCGACAGGCUCUGCGUCUGCAGCGCUCUGUGUAACUCUGGGCGAGUCCCUUGAGAAGCCUCGGACCGAGCAGGCAGCCAGCGUAGUUGUGGCAUCAAGACGUUAUCAAGUGGGCCUGCCCUCGGCCUGCGCUGAGAUGCCCGGGCCUGCAGGACGACUGUCAGACGCAGUUCACAAAGUGUUGUUGCUAAUGGUGUGGCAGUGGGGCUGAAUUGUAAUAAAAUGUUAUUUAAUCUUUGUGUCUGUAUUUUGAUACUUGAAUGACUUCCUUUUAUUUUACUGUACAUAUAAUUGUUAAUCUGUCUGAUUUUUGUCUAAGUUACAAACAUCUUGUGGUACCAAACAUAACCAAUCUGUGCAACAUAGACUGACCUCACUACAGAAGAGAGUGUAAAUAUUCUUGGGCGUUUGGCUUUGGUUUUGUUAUUUUCAUAACUGUACAACUUAGAACAGACUGAAUUAAUAAAUGAGAAGCAACAUGAAACCA